AAAUGGAACGUCGAGGUUUUUAAAAAAAAAUGGCGGGAAAUUGUUAAUUGAAAAUUGUUCGAUGACUGAGAAUAAAUUUGUAUUUGCUGAAAAGUUUUUAAAUUUAAUUUUAUCUUGAAUUAACACUUCAGAAGUGGGAUAUUUUCAAAAUGUCUGGACCUUACAUGGGUGGAUUGGGGAAACGACAAAGAAGCAGUAAAACAGAAAGUUCGGAAGACGAAAAUAAUGGAAUUUUUUUUUCGGAAAACGAUGAACAACGCAAGAAUGUGAAAAGAAGACACGUUGCCCCUCGUGAUGCUGAAGUUAUACCAAAAUUUCGCCCUGAGGAUAGCAACAGUAAUGUGAUGGGGUGGCUUCACAAAAUCGAUCAGUUGGGAGAUAUUUAUGGAUGGGAUGACACUGAUCGCAUAUUUAUCAUGCAACUUCGAUUACGCGGUUCUGCAAGGGACUGGUACGAAGAUUUAGAAGAAUAUAAUAUGUCGUGGGAAGAGUGGAAGAAUACACUACACACUGCUUUUCCUAGAUCGACUGAUUAUGCUGACAAACUGGAGCGAAUGCUGGCCAGAACAAAAGAAGACAAAGAGACAAUGACUAAAUAUUACCACGAGAAAUUGUCCCUACUACGAAAGUGUAACAUCUACGGUGAAAAUGCUAUUUCGUGUAUAAUUCGAGGCUUGCCGCUGGAGUUGAGGGCUAAUGCAAAGGCAUACAGUUGUGAAACUCCCGAACAACUGUAUUAUGGCUACUUAUCGGCACUGGAGAACCUGAAACCCGUGGUUUCAACCAGUACACGUAGAUCUUCAUGGGUGAGAGGAAACGCUGUGCAAUGGAACUUCAAUGGAACUUCGACUGUUCAACAACAGCCCAAGAAUUGCUAUGUUUGCCGGCGUCCAGGACACGAAGCAAAGGAUUGCAGACAACAACAGCGCUGCGAGAACUGUCGGCGCAACGGACACACCACGGCUACGUGCUGGUUUGCUCCGAGUUCUUCACGUCAUCAGCAACAAAAGGAAUUUGCAUCUACAACCGGAAACCGCAGCGAAGACCGUGGGACACGUUCUACACAGGAUGGCCGAGUGUUAACAACCACUGGGAACACCAGACGCAUCUAACCUAAUAUUAUUUAAUUAUUAAGUAUUACUCAUAUUAUAUAUUAAACCUCUUUAAUGAUUUCAAAAAGUAAAUAAAGUAAUUUAAAAAUAAUUGUUUAAAAAUGGAACGUCGAGGUUUUUAAA
This is a messenger RNA of Spodoptera frugiperda (fall armyworm), 1235 nucleotides long. RefSeq lists its product as uncharacterized. Lineage: Eukaryota; Metazoa; Arthropoda; Insecta; Lepidoptera; Noctuidae. The transcript has 2 exons. Gene Ontology annotation, molecular function: zinc ion binding; nucleic acid binding. Bases 150 to 1112 code for a protein of 320 amino acids. The record is from RefSeq and is a predicted model, not a curated record.